UACAACUUCAAAUACAAGGUAACACAGAAAGUGAGAGGGUGAAGCAGAAGAAGAAGAAGAAGACUGAUGAUCCCUAGCUGUGAGUCGAAAUCAAUGGAUUCUUGGGGUCGAUUUCUUCUUCUCAUUCUGUGCAUUCUUCCUGCUAUGGUUGAGUGCAGAGUGAGGCACUAUAAAUUCAAUGUGGUGAUGAAGAAUUACACAAGGUUAUGUUCAAGCAAAUCUAUAGUCACCAUCAACGGCAAAUUCCCUGGACCCACACUUUACGCCAGAGAAGAUGACACUGUACUGGUCAGAGUCAAUAAUCAUGUCAAUGUUAACGUUACCAUCCACUGGCAUGGCGUCCGGCAACUGCGAACCGGUUGGUCUGACGGUCCGGCUUAUGUCACACAGUGUCCUAUUCAGCCAGGGCAAAGCUUUCUGUACAACUUCACCCUCACAGGACAAAGAGGGACACUUCUUUAUCACGCACAUGUUAAUUGGCUAAGGUCCACUGUGCAUGGUGCCAUGGUUAUAUUGCCAAAACGUGAAGUUCCUUAUCCUUUUCCAAAACCAGAUGAUGAACUGGUCGUGGUACUAGGAGAAUGGUGGAAAUCUGAUACUGAAGCUGUGAUCAAUGAAGCUUUGAAAUCAGGAUUGGCACCAAAUGUCUCAGAUGCUCACACCAUUAACGGCCUUCCAGGGACUGUGGCUAAUUGUUCCUCGCAAGAUGUGUACAAUCUACCAGUGGAAAAGGGGAAGACCUACUUGUUGAGACUUGUCAACGCUGGACUCAAUGAAGAGCUCUUCUUCAAGAUUGCAGGCCAUACUCUCACUGUAGUAGAAGUUGAUGCCACCUAUGUAAAGCCAUUCAAGAUUGACACAGUCAUUAUAGCUCCAGGCCAAACCACUAACUUCCUCUUAGAUGCAGACCAAAAAUCUGGAAAAUACUUGGUCGCAGUUUCACCUUUCAUGGAUGCUCCAGUGGCUGUAGACAAUGUAACUGCUACUGCAACAGUUCAUUACACAGGCACUCUUGCUGCUAAUCCCACAAUUGUCACAAACCCUCCUCCUAAAAAUGCAACACAAGUUGCUAAUAAAUUCACUGACUCUCUCAAAAGCCUGAAUUCCAAAACAUACCCAGCAAAAGUCCCUUUGAAGAUUGACCAUUCACUGUUCUUCACUGUUGGGUUGGGAAUCAACCCAUGCCGAUCUUGUAAAGCAGCAAAUGGGAGUAGAGUUGUUGCUUCUGUGAACAAUGUGACUUUUGUUAUGCCAACCACUGCCUUACUUCAGGCACAUUAUUUCAACAUCUCUGGGGUUUUCACCACAGAUUUCCCUGCUAAUCCACCUCAUGCAUUUAAUUACACUGGAGCUGGACCUGCAAAUUUGCAGACCGCAAGUGGAACAAAGCUUUACAGGCUUCCUUUUAAUUCUACUGUGCAGCUUGUUCUGCAAGAUACUGGGAUUAUUGCACCAGAGAGCCACCCCAUUCAUCUUCAUGGGUUUAAUUUCUUUGUUGUGGGCAGAGGAGUAGGGAAUUAUGACCCUAAAAACGAUCCUAAAAACUUCAAUCUUGAUGACCCUGUUGAGAGGAACACUAUUGGACUGCCCUCUGGAGGUUGGACUGCAAUUAGAUUCAGGGCAGAUAAUCCAGGAGUGUGGUUCAUGCAUUGUCAUUUUGAGGUGCACACAACAUGGGGAUUAAAGAUGGCAUUUCUGGUGGAUAAUGGAAAAGGUCCCAAACAGUCAUUGAUACCACCUCCUAAAGAUCUUCCAAAAUGCUGACGCACCCACCUCCCUAAAUUAAAUAAACAUGAAAAAACAAGUCUCUCCAAUCGGACAACAGAUGAGUUGGAGACACAACGAGAAGAGAAGAGAAGAGAAGACCAUUUUGAUUGUUUUUUUGAACAAAUGAGAGAUUUUGUUCAAUCCAAGUUCAAUAAAUUAAUCGAGCCAGCAAUAUGUUGUUCUUAUACAAACAUUUUAUUUUUCUUAUGUUGAGGGAUCAGAAUUGGAGUCGACAAGUGUAUGCUUUUCUUGUAUGAUGAAAUCCAUAGGUUGUUUACGUUA
Prosopis cineraria is the source of this 2049-nucleotide messenger RNA. Its product is annotated as laccase-4-like. The record is from RefSeq and is a predicted model, not a curated record. Gene Ontology annotation, molecular function: copper ion binding; hydroquinone:oxygen oxidoreductase activity. The transcript is spliced from 6 exons. Bases 67 to 1764 code for a protein of 565 amino acids. Gene Ontology annotation, cellular component: apoplast. Gene Ontology annotation, biological process: lignin catabolic process. Lineage: Eukaryota; Viridiplantae; Streptophyta; Magnoliopsida; Fabales; Fabaceae.